Molecule: messenger RNA, 3467 nt
Organism: Vespa velutina
Lineage: Eukaryota; Metazoa; Arthropoda; Insecta; Hymenoptera; Vespidae
Product: kielin/chordin-like protein
Exons: 6
Coding region: 896-2854 (652 amino acids)
Source: RefSeq, a predicted model, not a curated record
ACGAGUGAUAUGAACACGGCCACUUAAAAAUCACUGUAAACACUCGAGAUAUACUCAACGAAAAAUAAGCGUCACGUAUAUGAAUUUAUCGAAGAACACGUUGAUUUGAUAAUCAUUUUCGCGCUAGAAAUGAUAGAAUCACGACAAAUCCCGAACGUCGAUGAGACACGCGGUACCGUUACCCUUCCGGCAAAAUCCGCGUGUAAUCGUGCAUCUCCGCACACGUUUCGCGAGGCUAUUGACAUGGAACUAACGAGGGAAAAGAACCUUACUGUUAAUGUAGGGGAAGUAACAUCAAAUCAACAUCGAGAGAAUUCUGCACAUUUGUGGUAAAAUUGUAGAUGCAACGUAUAUGAAAGCAAACAUCCGUAUGUCGAAAGUGGUCGCGUUGCUUUAAAAUUCACUCUCACCGCUUUCUUAACGGAGGGAAUACAUGGAGGCGUUCAUCUAGUAUUACACGUCUAGAUGUAUGUAUAUGUGUGUGGGUGUUUGCACUACACACAGUAGAAAAAGAGAAUUCACAAAAACAUGCAUAUAGUUGAUGAGAGAUAGAGAGAGAGACACACACACACACACACACAUACACAUACACGACAAGCAAACAAAAUUGUGCGCGUACAAUCAGUAAGACGCCACGCCUCCACGAACCGAAGCUGAACGGUUGGAACCCGAAGUGACCACUCGACCGUCGUAUUUUUUGAACAAAAGUAUCGCGAAUCGGCAAAUGCGGCAUGUGCCAGAGUACACGAGGAGCGCCGUCUGCCAACACGACCUGCCGCCCGUUGAGCACCUACAUAUUUAGCCUGGAAUCCUCGACCGUCAUAAAGAAAAAACUUGGCUCUAAAUGGCAUCACAUCGUAAUCUAUAUUUGAUCACAAGUUGAACAUUCAACGUUAUGUCCUGUUGCGAGGGAGUCGAUAAUAUCGAACGUUCUCCUGGCACUGGUUGUUGUGGAACGAAGUGUACGGUCGGAUCAAGUGGAUGUUCCACUUUAGAAUCUCGUAUUCGUUCUUGCCAUUGUCAAAAUAACGUCGGUUGUUUGGAUCGUAAUGAUUGUGGCGGAUUUCGUCCUAGUGGUACUGCAGCUACAGGCGCAUGUCCAGGACCGUGUCAAUGCUUAGAGGAGGAAAUCUGGAAUAGUAACGUUCCACCUAAGCCGAAUUGCGAGUGGUUAAGCAACUUCUCUGAGCUCCGACGGCAGUGGAGCAAUCAUGCUCGUCAACAGAACUGCAAGUGUUGCAACUGUCGAUCAUGUAGAACUGUCGCCCCCUGUCGACCGUGCUUACCGACAACGCUUUGCACUUCCGACUUCGUCGUACCUUCAUCGGACUGUCAGGAUUAUUGCGAGGAUCAUCGUUUAGCCGGUGGUGCAAACGAUAAAAGAGAUUUAAGUCCAGUGGAAUCAACAUCCUCGAGGGAGUCUCGUAAUGUUCGAAGAGAAGCCGGGGGUGGUUGUCCGCCACCAGGAUGUGGUCGAUCCUGCCAAACGGCACGCUGUCGAUCACCUAGUACGGAUCGUUCCUCUUCGUGCUCUUGGUGUCCUACGUCGGUACAGCGCCCUUCUUCUCCAUGUAAACCAUCGAAUCUUUGUCAACCCUGUGCUCCUUCACCAAAGUCCAUCUUAAAAAAGCGAAGCUGUUGUCAGUGCGCAACCGGUUAUUGCAUGUGUCAACCGAUGCCACGGAACUGUAAUUGUCCUCCUCCGAUCCAAAUUGAUGCUCGAGCAGAACGAGAUUGCACUUGCGACUGUCCUUCCUCUCCGGAAUGUGCAUGUCCACCGAGCGAACGAAGAUUUCCUAGAACAAUAGUGAAAUGUCCCAACGCCAGAUUAUGUUGUCCAUUGCCGCGAUUACCGCCCGGUUCAAAGUGUCACUGCGAUCGCUGUCAGCCCUGUUUACCGGCACCUUGUGAUCCCUGUACUUCCAGCAUCUGUCAGAAUGUCAUUCCAAAAGCGAAUCCCUGUUGUCCAAGUUCACCGUGUCCACCGCGUUCUCCUUGCCGUCCUAAAUCUCCUGAUCUUCAACCUUGCCGCUUGCCGUCACCUUGUCGUAAAUCAACGCAACGAUAUUGUCUCGGAAGGAAUUCUUGUCGUGAUGAUACUUACAAUGCAUGUCCACGUGUUGCGAAUGAUAGACGAUCGUCGGGAACCUGCGGAGGAACAGGUCAGUCUUCGACGAUUCGUCGUAGACGGGCAGGCGGUGAUAAGCGUGAAGAAAUAAUUGCAACGAAAUUCAAGGACGAGUCAAUAAGCACAAACGAUCACGAGGGUGAACCGCGAAAUCCUUUCUUAUCGGGAUACUGUGAGAAAGCCGACGAUAGAGAAUGCGAACGCGAGGGUGGGGGUUGUUCGUACGAACUGGAUUUGCUUGAUUGUCGUCGACAUAUCGACAGGUCUGACGAAAUUCGAUCGGACAAUGCUUUCAAUCAUACUUCCAGCUUGAAUACAGUUAGUUGCUCUGCUUAUCAACGUCGCGAUGAAUCCGUUCAAGUGAGAUUCGAUAUUGAUUGCGAUUAUUCUCGUGAAUUAGCUUCAAUCGAUGAUUCAUCUUGUCAUCGUCGCCAUCAUCGUGAUCCAAAUAGUACGUGCAAUUCUUCUUGCACAAAAUCUUUUCAGGAUUGUUUACAAUGUUGUUGCGGUCGGGAUGAAAUCGGAUGCGAUCUUUACUGCGAUUAUUGUUGUUCUUUUAAGGAUGAACCACGAUGUCGUUGCGCACCCGAUGGGAAUGGCUGCGAUAAAACGUGCAAUUAUUGUUGUGCGUUUAAUGAUUCCGACAUAAUUAUUGUCGAUAACAUUUCGACCAUGAAAGACGAGCGAAAGGAUGUUUCAAACGUUAUCUCGAACGGUGAUGAUUAAUGAUGAUAAUCGAUGAAUAGAAGAAAAUAAUGAGGGUGCAAUAUAGAAACCGCCUAAUGUCGCUUCGUGAAUAUUGUUAUUGUUGCACGUAUACGCGUAAAUAUGUUUUUAUCCAUUUGCGGACAAUAUUGAUUAUCCGAUAUUUUUUUGUACAUGAAGUUUAUUUAUUUAGAUAUUUUUGACAAAAAUUAUUUUAUUACACAUAUAAACGUAUAUCUCUAACGAGACUGUACAUGCAUAUAAACACUGUCCGUUAAUGGAUUAAAGAACGUGCAAGGAAUGAACUAUGCAUCAAUUCAAAAAAAGUUGAAAUUAAAGUUUAUCACCGAAGAAAGUUGGAUUCGAUUUUAAUUCGACUAAUCUUUCCUAUAAUCAUAAUUCCGAUGCAUUGCAUUUAAAAGACGUGCAGACUCGUCCUUGCACGCGCUCGAGUGAGAUAGACAUUUACUUGUAUCCUUGUCUGUGUCUCACCAAAGGGCCAAUGUGACACGUGGUGUGGUGGGUCCGGUAGGUGGAGAUAACACGACGAUGAUAACAUGGAGCACAAGCGCACAGACCUGUCGGUGCAAUUGGAAGAAGAGAGACGUGUCCUGCAAGGACAUCUUCUCUUACA